This is a messenger RNA of Anguilla rostrata (American eel), 1903 nucleotides long. RefSeq names its product protein phosphatase 1 regulatory subunit 3C2, duplicate b (gene ppp1r3c2b). The transcript is spliced from 3 exons. Lineage: Eukaryota; Metazoa; Chordata; Actinopteri; Anguilliformes; Anguillidae. Gene Ontology annotation, cellular component: protein phosphatase type 1 complex. Gene Ontology annotation, molecular function: glycogen binding; protein phosphatase 1 binding. Gene Ontology annotation, biological process: regulation of glycogen biosynthetic process. Bases 308 to 1318 code for a protein of 336 amino acids. The record is from RefSeq and is a predicted model, not a curated record.
AAACCAGCUGGUGUAACGCGAUAUACCUUCAGUGAAGUUUAAAUAGUGUCUGCGUUAGUUAAGCUGUCUUCCAUGGAGUAGGGUACGAUUGUGGCGCUGCUCUGUCAGAGUGCCGGCUGGUAUUUGGGGGACUGCUAAAACGAGAAGAAACCAAGUGGUCGGAUCACUUUUUUACUUCGAUUUUUUUCGGCGCAAUUUUAAAUCUGCUUUAAUGGAUCUUUUCCCUUUUUUUACAAGAUAGACUUUGACAUAACAAGGGCCCAGCAUUCUAUGAACAGUCUGAUUUCCUGAUUUAUCCACCUCGACGAUGAGCACAAAAAUGCUGCAAGUGUUUGGUGGGUGCUCUGUGCCUCAGCCUAUAAUGCCGUCAAUGCCCGUAGACCUGGCCAUGCGUCUGUGCCUGAGCCAGAGUCCGCCCCUCUGCCAGCUCCUGAGGAUGUCCUCACUGAAGCCCCUGCGGCCGUGCAUCCAGCCCCAAUCGCCCGAGUCAGAAAUGCCGCAGUCCCACCCCACGGCCUGCCCCUCAGACUGGACCCUGUCCGAGACUGGCAUCAGCGGGGACGGCACCAGCACCAAGAAGAAGCGCGUGGUGUUCGCCGACUCCAAGGGCCUCUCGCUCACCGCCGUGCACGUGUUCUCCGAGAGGGAGGAGCCCCCGCGCCCCGAGCCCUCGCCGAGCCUGCGGUUGCUGCGGCGACCGGCGGCGGACAGGAAGCAUCCCGGCGGGGCGAGGAAGCCGCCGCCGCGGCUGGGGUUCCAGCAGCCCCUGGCCGACUUCCAGUCGUUCCGCGCCCGGCUGCAGGAGGACCUGGUCCUCCUGGAGAGCUGCAGCGUGACGGAGCGUGCCCUCAGCGGCACCGUCCAGGUGAAGAACGUCAGCUUCCAGAAGGCCGUGCACGUGCGCGUCACUUUCGACUCCUGGCGCAGCUGGCGCGACGUGCCCUGCGCCUUCCUGCAGCAGCAGCGCUACGGCGGCUCGGACACGGACGUCUUCGCCUUCCACGUCCCGCUCCCCGAGGACCUGGACCCCAGGGAGCGGCUGGAGUUUUGUGUGUCUUACCUCCCGGGCAGCCAAAGCACGGCUCUGUGGGACAACAACAAGGGACAGAACUACAGCGUUGUCUGUGGGGAGUGUGAGGCUCCCCCCUCCGCUCAGCCCAUCACGUCUAAACAGAAGCCUGGGAGACCGUGGGCAGGCCAGUCUCAGAGCAAAGAGUAUGCCCCGAAUGAUGCAAUGCAGGUCCCUUCACCCUAUUCCUAUGAGAUCUUGGUUAACCACAGCUGGGGCAGAUUGGGAAACAUCUCACCUUUCUGGUGACUCGGUGGUGCCCACCGAUGCUUGACACUAGUAAAUAAUUAUAGAUGGAAUGUUCUACCUUCUGCCAACACCCCCCCCCCCCCCCCUCCUUCAGCUGAAGAAUAUCUAUAAUUAUGACUACUGACCUCAGGCAAACUUGGAAUUAGUCUUCUUUCAUUGGUACUUCACUUUGUGACCAUCGGCCCAUUCACUGGCAGAGAAAUUAGUAACUUGCAGGCAAUGUUUCAGACGGCCCCAAGACAGAGGCAACUUUUGAACAUUGACCUCUGCUACAAUUCCUGCCAUGAGGACCUAAGAAGCAAACUGAUAAAGUAGGCAUGACAGAUGGAACCUGACCUGAAAAUUAACUAUGUUUCUCCUUUUAUACUGAGCGCUAAGCCAAGACAACUGUGAUUAUUGUCAUUUUUACCCAAACUCACUGACUAAUUAAACCCCAAAGUAUUAGCAAAGUGUGACUAUUGAGUUUGCUCAACGUUUUUCCCCCUUUGUAGGGGGAGCGGAUGGACUUCUGUGAUGGAAGCUGCCCUGGGUUGUUGAAUGAAUUUUCCUGCACAUUUUUGUAAAUAAACUGGCUUUAAAUAUCAA